AUGGCCAAGCGGCGUGCGGCCGAGCCCCUGACGUUCCACGUGCCUUGGAAGCGGCUCCUGCUCUGCGACUUUCCCGAGGAGCCGCCGCGGCCACCGCUCUGGAUCCCGCCGCCGGGGGCCUCGCAUCCCGAGCAGCCCCUCGGCGUCCCGGAGCUGCCCCGAAAGCGUAAAAUCGACGCAGGGGGUAUGACUGAGCCUUUGGUUUCGCCCAGCAAACGCCGCGACGGCGGGGACACUGGCGCUCCGGACGGCGCGGAGCGUGAGGGCCGCGGCCUGGAGACUGGCGAGCCGCCGCUGUUGCAGCCGCCCGUGCGGCCCCGCGGGCCGGGGGAGGAGCCCCGGGGCGUUCGGCCCCCGAAGGGCGGUGGCGACGACGGGGCGGAGCGCGCAGAGUCCCUGCGGGGAGACUGGGGGGCCGACCCGCGCCAGCUCAGUGAAGAAUUUUGGCAGUAUAACACCUUCCAGUACUGGAGGAAUCCUUUACCACCUAUUGAUCUGGCAGACAUUGAAGAUGUAAGUGAAGACAACCUGACAGAAACAGCACUUCAGGACAAGAAUGAAGUUGUUGAGAUUGAUAUGGAGUCCUGA
Molecule: messenger RNA, 588 nt
Organism: Lipotes vexillifer (Yangtze River dolphin)
Lineage: Eukaryota; Metazoa; Chordata; Mammalia; Artiodactyla; Lipotidae
Gene: CUNH9orf40
Product: chromosome unknown C9orf40 homolog
Exons: 2
Coding region: 1-588 (195 amino acids)
Source: RefSeq, a predicted model, not a curated record